This is a messenger RNA of Mesitornis unicolor (brown roatelo), 363 nucleotides long. Its product is annotated as olfactory receptor 14I1-like. Lineage: Eukaryota; Metazoa; Chordata; Aves; Mesitornithiformes; Mesitornithidae. Gene Ontology annotation, cellular component: membrane. The record is from RefSeq and is a predicted model, not a curated record. The transcript has a single exon. The annotation marks the transcript as partial. Gene Ontology annotation, biological process: G protein-coupled receptor signaling pathway. Gene Ontology annotation, molecular function: G protein-coupled receptor activity.
ACACACAGGGAGCUGCAGCUCUUGCACUUUUGGCUCUUCCUGGCCAUCUACUUGGCUGCCCUCCUGGGAAACAGCCUCAUCAUCACUGUCAUAGCCUGUGACCACCGCCUCCACACCCCCACGUACUUCUUCCUCCUCAACCUCUCUGUUCUGGACCUUGGCUUCAUUUCCACCAUGGUCCCAAAAGCCAUGGCCAAUUCCCUCUGGAACAACAGGGCCAUCUCCUACUCAGGAUGUGUUACCCAGCUCUUUCUUUUUUCCUUCUUCGCAAUAGCAGAGUAUGCUCUUCUCACAGUCAUGGCCUAUGACCGCUACGUGGCCAUCUGCAAACCCCUGCACUACGGGACCCUCCUGGGCAGCAGA